GCAGUGGCGGCGGCGGCGGCGGCGCGGGCCGAGCGGCUCGCGGAUUGGUUGCGGCGGGCGGAGACGUCAGGCUCCCGCGGCCCGAGCGGCCGCCGGGCUCGCGCGGCGCAGUAGGCUCGAGUGCGCUCCGCAGCGAGGUGGUGUCUUCGGCCGUCCCGCUGUCCGCUGCCGCCGGCUGUGCCGCUAGAGCCGGGACGCGCCUCCGCGCUCCUUGCCGCCUCCAUCCCCGCGGCCGCCGCUCCCCUCGCCGUCUGCACACACACCAUGACGAAGAAAGAGAAGAAGUCCUUCAACCAGAGCCUAGCCGAGUGGAAGCUCUUCAUCUACAACCCGACCACCGGAGAGUUUCUGGGGCGCACCGCCAAGAGCUGGGACGUUUUCUUCCUAGCAAAUAGACUUCUUGUGGGGAUCGCUGUAUGUGGUAGGGAAGUGAUGCUAUCUGAAGGUUUGAUCUUGCUCUUCUACCUAGUCUUUUAUGGAUUCCUGGCUGCCCUCUUCUCAUUCACAAUGUGGGCUAUGCUUCAGACUCUGAACGAUGAAGUUCCAAAAUAUCGUGACCAGAUUCCUAGUCCAGGACUUAUGGUUUUUCCAAAACCACUAACUGCAUUGGAAUAUUCAUUCACUGUGUCUGAUCCAGAGUCCUAUCAAGGGUACAUUGAAGACCUUAGGAAGUUUCUAAAACCUUACAAUUUAGAAGAACAGAAGAACCUCACAGCCUGUCCCGAUGGAGCACUUAAUGAACAGAAGGGUCCAGUUUAUGGUGCAUGUCAGUUUCCUCUUACUUUACUUCAGGAGUGCAGUGGUGUGGAUGAUCCAGAGUUUGGCUACUCCAAAGGAAAUCCUUGUGUUCUUGUGAAAAUGAACAGAAUAAUUGGAUUAAAACCUCAAGGAGAACCAAGGAUAGAAUGUACUUCAAAGAGUGAAAACACAGCAGCUCUAUCAACUUAUCCACCCAAAGGAACUAUAGAUUUAAAAUAUUUUCCAUAUUACGGGAAAAAACUGCAUGUGAGUUAUCUGCAGCCAUUAGUUGCUGUCCAGGUCUCCUUUAAUGCUACCAGCAGUACCGUAAAUGAAGUAACAGUCGAGUGCAAGAUUGAUGGAUCACCCAACCUAAAAAACCAGGAUGAUCGUGACAAGUUUUUAGGACGAGUUGUGUUCAAAGUCACAGCACGUGCAUAGUAGGAGUUAGGCUGUCUCCACAGAGUAAAUGUUGUGUUGUCUGUCUUCAUUUUGUAUCAGCUGGACCUGCCAUUCUAGAAUUACGAGCCCACCUUGGAGAAAGGUGGGGUGGUACAUGACACUGGGGUAACAUUAUAAUGUGCUUCCAGAUCAUAGUGUUCAGUGUCCUCACGUAACUGCCUGUUGCCUCUGCUGCCUUUUGAACCAGUGUACAGUCGCCAGAAAGGGACCGUGAACACCAAUUCCGAACAUGUAGUAUGGGGGUCUUACCGUAUUUUUAUGUGGUUUAAUUGCCAACUGUCUAAAGCUUAAUGUGCUGUGCUAUGUAAAUAUUUUAUAGAUUUAACACUGGUUAACUGUCAUAUUUUGAUGCCAGCAAAGUUUUAGGGAUAAAAUGGUACCUGAACAUCAUCAAGUGACUCUAUAGCUGCAAGAAAUGUAUGGGGAGAAGGUCUGUAUGUGAGGAGGAAAAAAGAAAAUAAAAGUGGAUUUGAAAGGUU
Messenger RNA from Mustela lutreola (European mink), 1679 nucleotides. RefSeq names its product ATPase Na+/K+ transporting subunit beta 3 (gene ATP1B3). Gene Ontology annotation, molecular function: ATPase activator activity. NCBI's taxonomy places the organism in Eukaryota, Metazoa, Chordata, Mammalia, Carnivora, Mustelidae. The record is from RefSeq and is a predicted model, not a curated record. Gene Ontology annotation, biological process: intracellular sodium ion homeostasis; sodium ion export across plasma membrane; potassium ion import across plasma membrane. Gene Ontology annotation, cellular component: sodium:potassium-exchanging ATPase complex. The transcript is spliced from 9 exons. Bases 265 to 1179 code for a protein of 304 amino acids.